ACAACCCCGCCAAAACUUCCUCACACUAGGGUCAACGCGUUGAAACCAACGACAACCUUCCAUUCCACGGCCUCGAAAGCACGCACAGAAACACAUUCGUUAUGGCCUCCCACUCAAGAUCAGCAUCCGCGAUGGGCGGUCACGAGAAGACGUACUUUGAGCAGCAGCGCGAGGCUCUGAUUGGCGAGAUCGCAAUGAGCUUUGAGCACGUCUUGGCCAACAUCAACAAGUUGAACCGAUCUCUCGAGGCAGUCACCGCUGUCGGCAACGAAUUCUCCUCGGUCGAGGCACUAUGGUCGCAGUUCGAGAACGUCAUGGACAAAGAUGGCAAGGCUGAAGGCGAGACGGAACAGGCUGACCAGACGGAGCUCAAUGAAGAAGAAGGUGAUACUACAGUGAAGCACGAGGGGGCGUGAUGGGGGCUUUGGAAGGCCGUUUAUGAUACCCUGCGGAUAACGAAUUAAUGACCCAGUAAUACAAGAUCUCAAGAAAUAAUCACGAAGGAUUGUUGGUGAUGGUAUCACUGAGCAUGGUGAUUUGACAUCAAGAAACUUUGGCACACGUCACUUACGCCAGGAGCAAUAUCUCCGUCGAAUCAAUUUCCAUUGUCUGUC
Messenger RNA from Fusarium verticillioides 7600, 614 nucleotides. RefSeq lists its product as hypothetical. The transcript has 3 exons. NCBI's taxonomy places the organism in Eukaryota, Fungi, Ascomycota, Sordariomycetes, Hypocreales, Nectriaceae. Bases 102 to 416 code for a protein of 104 amino acids. The record is from RefSeq and is a predicted model, not a curated record. Gene Ontology annotation, cellular component: DASH complex; spindle microtubule; mitotic spindle pole body.